Molecule: messenger RNA, 1407 nt
Organism: Nymphaea colorata (pocket water lily)
Lineage: Eukaryota; Viridiplantae; Streptophyta; Magnoliopsida; Nymphaeales; Nymphaeaceae
Product: chloroplastic group IIB intron splicing facilitator CRS2-B, chloroplastic-like
Exons: 9
Coding region: 332-1060 (242 amino acids)
Molecular function (GO): peptidyl-tRNA hydrolase activity
Source: RefSeq, a predicted model, not a curated record
GUCGAAUCCCAAACUGGUUUUGCAAAAGCUUCCGACUUCAAGGCCAAGGUGGAAGCCUACGUAAAUUUUGGUUUAACUGGAAUUCGAUAAAGAUGUAUCCCGCACGGAUUAGAACCGUUUGCGGGUUUGAGCCGGAUCAGCACCAGAAGUAAAUCGAGCAAAGGACUUAAAUAUCCAAUACGUCGCAUCACAGCCUCUCCCUCCCUCCCUCUCAGUCUGUCUCUACGGUGAGCUUCUGCCUCUUGCCCAUCCCAGGAACUCGUCGACCAUCGUUUGGUAAGUGAUCACCUUAGCUUUGGCGAGCAAUUGGACGUAUCAGUCGUUGACGGAAAUGCUGCAGGCACUUACUGUACCUGGAGCAUGUGUACCUUUUGAUCAGAGAACCGUUUUUCAAAAACAUCAAUCUCCCAUUCUGCGGAGAGUAACAGCUAGCUCAACAGGCAAAGAUGGAGAGAAAUUGGAGUAUACACCAUGGCUUGUUGUUGGACUAGGAAACCCAGGGAACAAAUAUCACGGCACCAGACACAAUGUUGGGUUCGAAAUGAUUGAUCGUAUUUCGAAAGAGGAAGGCAUUAUCAUGAAUACGAUACAGUCAAAAGCCUUAAUAGGCAUAGGUUCCAUUGGGGAGGUUCCAGUUCUACUUGCAAAGCCUCAAACCUACAUGAACUUUAGUGGAGAAUCCGUGGGACCUCUUGCAGCAUACUAUCAAGUACCAAUGCGCCAUAUCCUGGUGGUCUAUGAUGAGAUGAGUUUACCAAAUGGUGUCAUGAGGCUCCAACCAAAAGGAGGACAUGGACAUCAUAAUGGAAUGAAGAGCGUAAUGGAGCAUUUGGAUGGUUGCCGUCAAUUUCCUAGGUUAUGUAUAGGCGUUGGAAACCCACCAGGGACCAUGGAUGUGAAAGCAUUUCUUCUUCAGAAGUUCGGUGCAGAAGAGCGAGAACAGGUGGAUGAAGCCAUCAAACAAGGAGCAGCAGCUGUGAGAAUCCUGAUUUUGAGAGGUUUUGAUGACAGUAUUGAUAGAUUCAAUCUUGUUCAGAAGUACAAAUAUCACAAAGUAUGAAGGAGAAGAGGUUGCCUUCUUGUUGAGGAAGGGUUAUUUGUAAAUUAUGCAGAGUCACCCUUUCGAGUUGCUUAUGCAAUAUCAAGGUCCUGUGCUUCUAUGGGGCGGAGGAGAGUGCAUUCUCCGCUUGCCGCUUGUUUCUUGGGUCCACACUUCUUUUUGUGUUGCAUGCAUAGUUGGCAAACUCACCGGGCUGGCUUGGGAAUCGCCCGAGUCAGCUCGGAUUGCCAACAAAUCCAGCCACAAGUCAAGGUUUGACCCGAUUUGCCCCUCUCGCUAACUCAGUCAACCAGACCCUUUUUUAGUGGGGCACGGUUGUUCAACUUGAGUGCCAAUUGUUUUUCGCA